This is a messenger RNA of Pipistrellus nathusii (Nathusius's pipistrelle), 876 nucleotides long. The record is from the annotation of a GenBank genome assembly. Lineage: Eukaryota; Metazoa; Chordata; Mammalia; Chiroptera; Vespertilionidae.
AUGGAGACACCGUUGGAUGUUUUGUCAAGGGCAGCGUCUCUGGUGCAUGCUGAUGAUGAAAAACGUGAAGCUGCUCUCCGGGGAGAACCCAGGAUGCAGACCAUCCCUGUGGCAUCCGCCCUCACCAGCCACCGCACGGGCCCCCCACCCAUCAGCCCCAGCAAGAGGAAGUUCGGCAUGGAACCCGGGGACGACGACCUGGACUGUGAAAAUGACCACGCUUCCAAGAUCAGCCGCAUCUUCAACCCCCAUCUGAACAAGACUGCCAACGGAGACUGCCGGAAAGACCCCCGGGAGCGGAGCCGUAGCCCCAUCGAGCGGGCCGUGGCCCCUACCGUGAGCCUGCACGGCAACCACCUGUACGCGUCCCUCCCCAGCCUCAGCAUGGAGCAGCCCCUCGCACUGACCAAGAACAGCAUGGACGCCAGCAGGCCGGCGGGCAUCGCGCCCACGCUGACCCCGGUGGAGCGGCAGCAGAACCGGCCUUCCGUGAUCACCUGCGCCUCUGCCAGCGCCCGCAACUGCAACCUCUCCCACUGUCCGAUCGCGCACAGCGGCUGCGUGGCCGGGCCGGCCAGCUACCGGAGGGCCCCGAGCGCCGCCGCCGCCGCCACCUGCGACCCCGUGGUGGAGGAGCAUUUCCGCAGGAGCCUGGGCAAGAACUACAAGGAGCCUGAGCCAGCUCCCAACUCCGUGUCCAUCACGGGCUCCGUGGACGACCACUUUGCCAAAGCCCUGGGAGACACGUGGCUUCAGAUCAAGGCGGCCAAGGACGGCGCGUCCGGCAGCCCCGAGUCGGCCUCGCGCAGGGGCCAGCCCGCCAGCCCCUCUGCCCACAUGGUCAGCCACAGCCACUCCCCCUCCGUGGUCUCCUGA